UGUGCUCCCACUGUCGAAUACCGUCCUACCACCUUAAAUAUGAAAUUGCAGCAAUAUUAAUAUCUUGUAUUAAAAUUUGCUGCACUGUCAUUCUUUACAUUCACAAGAUGGCGCUCCAACAGGUGGCGCGCACCCUAGGGAGGACCGGUUUGGCCAAGCUGCUGGAGAAGGUCCCCCGUCCCGCCGGCAUUGUGCUCCUUGAUUCUGCUCCUCACCUUGGAACAGCAUCAAACGGCGGCCAAUUGGAAGCCAGCAAUGCUGAGGCGUCCUUUUCUGGCGAGCCUGCAUUGCGGCCAGCAAAUGCUAGCGGUUUCUCCGCAUUCUCGGUAACGGUCUCUGCACAGCUCCGCACUUUUGCGUCGGCUGCGGUUGAGGAGGUGAGCGCGGCGGACGAUAAGGGAUCUGGUGAAAAUAGAGGCGAGGCACCCCAAGAACCUGAUGUGGGAGUCGCAGACAUGGGUGCUUCACCACCCAGCGACAAUUCUGUGGAGGGCAAAUCGGAGCCAGCAAAGACCGGCAGCAGAGCAACCAAACGGCGCAAGGCGCGCAGGAUAGCGAGACGAGCGAAGCAGGCGGAGAUCGAGGGGGGAAAACCGCCAAACUCUCCUGAUGGACGGCCAAAUUGGGGCAGGGAUAGUGCGGACAACAAGUACAGCAUGCGCGAAAAGAAGCGAACCGUGGGGCCCGCGAAAGACGCCCUUUUGCAGCUGAUCAGACAAGCGGCGCCUGAUGCGGACCUGGACGAGUUGCUCGCGGACGGGAAAGCGGGCAAGAACGAAAUCGACGGGAAGGUCGUCCAGCUGGCGUUGUACGGUCUGGCCAACGAGGGCGACACGAUUGGGUCCGGGCUCCCCCAUCUCGACGAAGAAAACGAGGAUGAUCGGGAAAGCAGUUCGAACAAAUUGGGUCGCUCGCUGAACCUGCUUGACUGGUGGCAACGGAAGGACGCGGACAACGAGGAGCAGGAAUGCGGCCCGAACGAUGCGCUCCGCGCGCUGAAUCUGUUUGAGUGGUGGCAGAAAAAGAAUGCCGGCGCGCCGCAGGUGUGGCUGCUGAACCCGCUGCUCAAGGCGCUGGCGCGGGGGGAGCACGACACGCAGAUCCAAGCGCUCUGGGAGACAUACAAAGCGAGCGCGAAGUACGACGACCGGCUGAUUGCGGACUUCCUGCAGGCGUUUUACAACCGGGGGAGGUUCGAGGAAGUGCUCGCGACGCACAAGGAAGUGGUGGACAAUAAGUGGACCGCGGUGCACAAGGCGAACGACUUUGCGCUGCUCGCGCUGCUCGGCCAGGGCGCGCCGGCGGACGAGGCGUGGCAGUUCUACAAGCAGUUUGUGGAGAAGUCGGGGCAGGGGCUGCACAAUCAGAGGUGCUUGGUCGCCUUGCUCGAGAGUGGGGUCUCGGUGGAGCAGAUCCGCUCGCUCGAGUACAAGGAACCGGACCGUGUGGCGCACCGGCUGAUCCAGGCGCUGUGCAAGAUGGGACGGCGGGACGAGGCGGGACUGAUCGUGAAGGAGCUGGUGGAAAGGGAACAGCCGGAGAUGCCGCUCACACCGCUCGUCUCGAUCCUAUCGACCAUGGUCGCGACCGGCUUCAAGGAAGAGGCGCAGAAGCUGGUGGACCUGCGGGCCCAGAAAAGCGGUUUGCAACUUGACCACGCGCUCGGGUACGUGAUCCGGAACCGCAAGAACGCGUGGUCGGGCGUCUCGGCGUACCGCGCGCUGAUGGAGCUGGAGGGGCCACACCGGAAGAGCCUCCCGGUGCAGGCGGCGAUGAUCGCGCACGUCUACUUCCCGCUCCGGAAGAUGGACGCCAUGCUUCGGGCGUACAAGCUCGGAAAGACUUUCGAAGGCCGGUUUCAUGCCGCUGUCGUUGGGAAGGUGAUAUACGCACUGGCCUUGGAGAAUCGGGCGGCAGAGGCGGAAACCAUUCUCGCGGAGUUUUAUGAGUCGAAGGAGGACGCGCCGAUGCACGAGACGCUCGGGAUGCUCCCGGAGAGCAUGUACCACAGGCUGUUCGAAAUGUACCUGCGAGCAGAGCAGCCAGACAAGGCCGUGAAUGUGGUUCGCGGCAUGGUCGAGCACAAAUACUACGUGAAGGAGGCUUCACUUAACAAUUGGGCCGAGCGCUUACGCAAUGCGGGGUUCGCCACGCAAGCCGAACAGGUCGAGAUUGCGGGGGAGGACAUGAAGGCGUACCGGCCAAAGUUUGAGCGUCCAGGGGAGCGGUAUAAGGGGCGGACGUACUUGCACAAGUCGAAGAACGGAAAGGUGACAGGGGGGAAGGAUGAGCGGGGCACGGAGGGGGGGGAGAAGGAGUCGAGCGCCGAAGGGGGGGAGAAAGAGGUGAGCGCCGAAGGGGGGGAGAAGGAUCAGGGCACCGAAGGGGAGGGAAAGUUGCAAUCAAUUGGGGUCCAGUAGAUAUGGAUGAUUGGGGAGCGAGAAGAAGAGUGCGGUGAAACCAGGGUCGUGUCGAUUGGGAGAAACCUGCAUCUGGAACGCGCACAGGGCGCCUGAUAUGCUUGGAGAUCGUGAUAGACAGAGAUGGGUUCCAGUUUGAGUCGGGGAGCAAGAACGGUUUUGGUGGACAAAUUGGACAUGCGCUAAAAGGUAUGCCAAAGAAGCAAAACGAUAUCGGGCUAAAAGAUGAAUAUUGACUGUCGACCGUGAGCUGCCAACCCGUUCGCUGAUGUGCAGCAGUACAGCUAGUCACUUACUCAUUGAGCCACUAGUCACAGGCAUGUGCAUAUUGGUUUGUAGAAUUCUUACAGUGAGACGGCAUGCGCGGGCUGUAAUCAGGCUUGCAGCACAUUGCGGACAGAUUGUGAAGGCCGUGCCCGCGCAUUGACUCCCGGAACUGCA
Molecule: messenger RNA, 2861 nt
Organism: Klebsormidium nitens
Lineage: Eukaryota; Viridiplantae; Streptophyta; Klebsormidiophyceae; Klebsormidiales; Klebsormidiaceae
Source: the annotation of a GenBank genome assembly